Molecule: messenger RNA, 1843 nt
Organism: Punica granatum (pomegranate)
Lineage: Eukaryota; Viridiplantae; Streptophyta; Magnoliopsida; Myrtales; Lythraceae
Source: RefSeq, a predicted model, not a curated record
UUAUUGGUCGACAUAUACAUAUUACAAUAUUACAUGCAUAAUUCAUCAUCUUCUCUCUCUCUCUCUCUCUCUCUCUCUCUCUCUUUACUGGGCAAAAGGCCUGUCCUUUUAUGACGUCCCACUUCCCAAGAACUAGAGAGAAAGAAUCCAUUUGUUUUCUUUGCCGCCCCCGCCAUUGAAGCUCGGGGCUCUCUCUUCUCUUCUUCAAUCCCAUCUCUGUCUGGCAGCAGCAGCAAGAAGGAGACAGGUCAAUACAGGAUGAACCCGCCAAACUGCCAUUGGAGCCCUUUGACCUGACACACUAACCCACCGAGAAAGAACAUGUCCAUUGUCGACAGUUCCUCAAAACUUGUCGACCCAAGAAAUCGUCACUUCUCUCGGUGCUCCCUCCUCCGCCAUGCGGCGGGCGUCAAGAGAGGAUUUCUUGAUGCUCUGUACCGGCUGCCCACCUCCGUCCUCGCCCUGCUCCUGCUCUUCUUCCUGGCCUUCAAUGCCCUCUCCAUCUUCUCCGUCCGGGUCACCCUCCCGCCCGCCAGGAUCCCGCCGGAGCCGAGGCGCCCCUCCACGGUGAUGUACGCAGUGCGGACCGACGACCCGCCUCUCGUCGCGAAGAUUCAUUUGCCGGUCCUGCAAAAGGACCAGUCUUUGUCCCUCCCCGGCCGGAACCUCUCCUCCUACCGGCCGAGGCGGGCGAAAAGGCGGAGGCUUUCGCUUUCGCUCAAAUCCCUGCCCCUCCGGCCGCAGCCGAGGGGCCAGUUCUCGGCCCGAGUGAAGGGCUUUUUCAGGAAUUCAACCUGUAAGUUGAGGUUCUUCAUGACAUGGAUCAGCUCACCGGACUCGUUUGGGGAGAGAGAUACUUUUGCCCUCGAGAGUCUGUUCCAUUCCCAACCCAGCGCCUGCUUGGUGAUCGUCUCGAGCACGAUGGACUCCGCCCGGGGAAACCGAAUCCUGACGGCAUUUCAGGAAAAGGGCUUCAAGGUCAUGGCGGUUUCGCCCGACUUCGCGUACUUGUUCAAGAACACUCAUGCCCAGCUAUGGUUCAACAAGCUGGUCAAAGGGACCGUUGACCCCGGCGAGGUUGCACUGGGUCAAAACCUCUCCAAUCUUCUCAGGCUCUCAUUGCUGUAUAAGUUCGGCGGUGUCUACAUAGACACCGACGUCGUCAUCCUGCGGAGCUUCGUUGGGCUGAGGAAUGUGAUCGGAGCGCAGACGGUCCAUGCUGGGACUGGGAAUUGGAGCCGACUCAACAAUGCCGUCCUUGUUUUCGAUAAGAACCACCCCCUGCUGUUCAAGUUCAUUGAGGAGUUCGCCCUCACGUUCAACGGGAACAAGUGGGGCCACAACGGGCCCUACCUGGUCUCGCGGGUCGUGGCACGGGUGAGCGGGAGGCCCGGAUUCAACUUCACAGUCCUGCCUCCGUCAGCAUUUUAUCCCGUCGACUGGAGCCGGGUCAGGAACCUGUUCCGAGGGCCACGAGGCCAGCUGCACUCGAAGUGGCUCCUUAACAAGUUUAGGCACAUAAGCAGGGAGAGUUAUGCGGUUCAUCUCUGGAACAGGCAGAGCAGGAAGAUCAGAAUCGAGGAGGGGAGUAUAGUGAAUCGGAUUCUUUCGGCGCAUUGCGUCUUCUGCAAUAAAUCGAUCUCCGAGUUGUAGGCACUAAAUAAGGCCAGAUACUUAGAUUUUCGACUUCCACGGCAGCAUUCAAGUGCGGUAAUGGACCAACUCAAUUCAUUCCGCUGUCACAGUGUACAAGAAAAAGAAAAUAUAUCUCAACCGAAAGGAUAAUUCAUUAUUUUCAAUCCUUUUGUUCGGACAAUAGAUCGAUGGUAUUAUGUUUUGGACA